UCCGUGCAAUAAAAAAAGCGUUUCUUGUAAAAGUCUCCCAUUUUGCAUCAGAGUAGACUACGCUUCCUGUCGCUCAACAAACCUGCGCAAUUCCGUUUGGGACAAUAUGGCCUUCAACCAGCAGCAGACACCUUUCUAUAACCCAAGCCUCCCCUUCACUGGAUCAAUCCACGGCGGUCUGCUGGAGGGGAAGUCCAUCAACAUCAGUGGACGAGUCCUGCCUGGAGCCGAUAGGUUCCAUGUGAAUUUACAGUGUGGUUCCAGGACCAAUGCGGACAUUGCUGUCCACAUUAACCCACGAUAUGACAGCCACCCCGGUUAUGUGGUUACCAACACCUUACAGAAUGGCAGCUGGGGGGCAGAAGAGAGGAAGCAAAACUCGCCGUUUCCUGCUGGCUCUACCUUCAGCCUCACCAUCACAGUCACACGUGAUUCCUACCAGCUGAACGUCAAUGGCUGCCACUUCAUGGAGUACAGACACCGUAUCCCAUUUCACCUGGUGGACACCAUCUCAGUCAGCGGGAAAGUAGAAAUUUCCUCCAUUGCCUUCCAGAACCCUAUGCUGGCAUUUCCUGCACAGCCUGCGUUUGCUGCACAAGUAGCCUAUCCCACCCAGGCUGGCUUCCCUUCUUAUCCAGCGUUUCCCCCGCAGCCUGGAUUUCCAACUCAGCCUGGAUUUCCAACUCAGCCUGGAUUUCCAACUCAGCCUGGGUUUCCUUCUCAGCCUGGGUUUCCUUCUCAGCCUGGGUUUCCAUCUCAGCCUGGGUUCCCCUCGCAGUCUGGAUUUCCUCCAGCAAUGCCUGCUGUUCCAUACCAGAGCCACAUCAGCGGUGGACUGCAACCUGGCAGGACCAUCACUAUUCAGGGGAAUGUUAACCCCAACGCCACAAGGUCUGACUUGAUUACUUAUUGUUGCUGGAUCUCACUUUGAAAACAACCUUUGGUAGUAUCAAAAAAGACACUGCGGCGAGUUUAUCAGGGACGCUCUUUCAAAGAUGUGAUUGUAAAAUGCUCUUUUUUUUUCUUUCAGCUGACUAUCUGUUGUGAGAAACAAUCCUUCAGGAUCGUGGCCAAUGGGAUGCAGCAGCACAUCUAUAAGCAUCGUUUCACUCACUUCCAACACAUCACCAAGCUGGAGAUCGCUGGAGACAUCAGUCUGACUUCUGUGAUGGUGUAGAGACCCAGCACCACUGGCUGCUCUGGAUUAUUUUACACACAACAGGGUUUCCCUGAUUUAAAAAAAAAAAUAAUAAUCUGCUUGCAUUUAUUCAUGAAUCCAUGCUAAUUGAUUACUUAUGGCAUUUACUGGAUAUUGUUUAUUUACCUCCUGUGUAUUCAUGCUACAAAUUAUCCUUUUUCUAUAUUAUUAUUUGCUAUACAUAUUCUGAAAACAUUGUUUUUUUAAAGGAAAAAUCCACCAACGAUUACCAGGUCCAGUUAGUUCAUGAAUUAAGUUAAUUCUGGUUGAAUUCAGAGUGUGAUGUUUGUCCAUUGACAUUCUGUAUAAUACAGUCUCUAAAAAUGAACACUGUGAUCAUUGUUGUUUGUGAAACAUUAAAAUGAAUGUGACAUGUUUUGUGUGAUGAAUUCUUACCUGCUGGAAUGUGACUAAAUAAAAGGCAUGGGUCUCCACCAUAAAAUAUU
Messenger RNA from Perca fluviatilis (European perch), 1644 nucleotides. RefSeq names its product galectin-9-like. The transcript is spliced from 7 exons. The record is from RefSeq and is a predicted model, not a curated record. Gene Ontology annotation, molecular function: carbohydrate binding. Lineage: Eukaryota; Metazoa; Chordata; Actinopteri; Perciformes; Percidae.